GGGAGCGGUGCGGAUUGGUGCGGUCCGGGUUCCAAACCAUAUAGGCUGAACCCGCAGGAGCGGAGGGCUCAAACCCGCACGCUGUUGGCACCGAAUCUUUCCCAUGGCCGCCGCCCCUGUAGCCUAGGUUCCCCGUUCCUGCGCGGCUGCACCACCGCCCAGCGCCGCCACCCUGCUCUAGGGCUCUCGCCCUGCAACGCGCCUUCUUUCUUUUGGCGGCUCGGCCUCCCGCGUCCACUGCCGCCGCCGCCCUGCCCCUCGGCCCUCCGGCGCCGUCGUCAUCUUGGCCGCCGCCGUCUUCUUGGUACCCACCGGCACUGCUUCUCCACCAGCGGCUCCUAACUUCCUGGGGUAACAGGGUGGAGACGGGUUCUGAUCAAGCAAAUAAGUAUUGUCCGGAAUCGAGCGCAUCAACCUGGAUUGGGUCUCCUAUUUGUUCCCAGAACCGACUUGCAUCGGGCAGAGCUAAUUCUUUGUCGAAUUGAAUUGGCGUGGAAGGAUCUAUAAGUACUACGCGGCCGAACUGGAGUUGCUGCCCUUCUGUCUCUAGUUUUGGAUCCAUUGAUUGGCAGGCCCAUCCGCCAUCCGUGUUAGCAGUUCUCCACUAUGGAAGAAGCUCCAUCUCCAGAUUGGUCAGGGCUGCCGGCGGAUAUACUGCACAGCAUACUCGAGUUGCUUGAGUGCCCGGACAACCUCCGAGUUGCCGCUGUCUGCACGGCGUGGCACAGGACGUCCUCCGAGGCAGUCUGCCGCAUCAGCCAGACCCCCUGUUUACUCUAUUGCACCGAGGCUGCCGGCCCAAGCGCUGUUGGCAUGUACAGCCUCUUGGAGCAAAGGGCGUACACAAUUUCCCUGCCAGACCCACCAAUAGCCGGGCGGUAUUUGAUUGGCUCGUCCCAUGGCUGGCUUAUCACUGCUGACGAGAAGUCUGAUUUAAUGCUGCUAAACCCCAUCACCGGUGAGCAGAUGAGACUCCCACCGGUAACUACUAUGCAUCAUAUCAAGCCUGUCAUGAACGGCGAUGGGGUCCUUGAAGGAUAUGAGAUGUCUUACUAUCAUGGAAAAUUAUUUCCAAGGAUUGAAGAACCAGCCUGUACUUACCAAUUGGAUGAAUAUCGUGAAACAGUAUAUUUCAAAGCUGUCUUGUCGUCUGAUCCAUCUUCUGGUGACUGCACUGUUAUGCUAAUCCAUCAGCCAUACUGGCAGCUCUCGUUUGCCAAAGUUGGAGGAGAAACUUGGAAUUGGAUCGGAAUAGGGACCGAUUAUACUGAUGGCAUUCAUCAUGACGGAUGGUUCUAUGCUGUUAAUAUUGCGGGAACAAUUGACAGCUUCUACUUUAAUGGUACAUCUAUCAUUCAUAAGAGGAUUGCAUAUCAAAUGCUAACGCGACCUACCAAGGUAGUCUACAUCGUUCAAGCCCCAUGGGGUGACAAGCUCCUAAUUAGUAGAAAAUCAAGAACUACUAAUCAUAACACGGAGGGUACGUUUGAAAUUAUGGUGUAUAAGUUUGAUCCUGGCGGUAAGGAACUUAUCAAGAUGACAGGAAUAGGUGACCAUGUGUUGUUUAUUGGGCAUAAUGCUUCACUCUGCCUUCCAGUGAGUGAUCAUCCCCAGUUAAUGCCCAGUUGUGUUUAUUAUACUGAUCACGCUGUUGAAUCGUUAUUUGAAGCCGAAUCCAAUAAGCGUGACAUGGGAGUUUAUCAUUUGGAAAGUAAUAUUAUGACGAAUAUAGUGUCUCCUGAGCCUUGGAUGACGUGGUUACCUCCGUUGUGGUUGACUCCCAAUACUUCGAAAACAAGCAAUCGCAGAACCCUGUGCUUGGAAUAAUGGAGGCAGGAAGGAUUAAUUUCACUCUGGUCAUCAAUAACCAUCUGAAGGCAUGUUGGGUUCAGCCUUUGGAUGAGAGUACUGCACUAGCUAACAAAUGCUAUGAGAAGGCACACUGCCAUCACGAACUAUGUUGUCGUUUUGUGCUACAUUUUGUCGCCUUGGGGUAAGUUGUAAAACUAUGACUGCUAGGCAGCGUGUGCUGUGACCGUUGGCUGUGGGGAUUUAUUAAUUUAAAGCUGGACACUCGUUGCCUUCAUUCUAAAAAAGUACUCCCUCCUUUCCAAAUUACUCUGAGUUUUAGGUUUAGUUAAAGUCAUACUUUAUAAAAUUUAGCCCAAAUAUCUAAAAUAUAAAAUCAAUAUUAUUGGAAUCAUCGUAAGAUAUGAUUUCAUAUUAUAUGAAUUUGCUAUUUUAGAUGUUGAUGUUUUUUCUAUAUAAUUUGUUAAACUUUACCAAGUUUGAUUUUGACUAAACCUAAACCAAAACUGCAGUGUAAAUUGGGACUGAGGGAGUAUGUGUGUUUAGAGGCCCGGA
Molecule: messenger RNA, 2364 nt
Organism: Lolium perenne
Lineage: Eukaryota; Viridiplantae; Streptophyta; Magnoliopsida; Poales; Poaceae
Product: F-box protein KIB4
Molecular function (GO): protein binding
Source: RefSeq, a predicted model, not a curated record